AUGGACGCGAGUUUAAAGGCGACAAAGUAUGACGUCCUGCUCUUAGGGACUGGCAUGGUAGAAGCUAUUUUAGCAGGAGCAUUGGCUCGCGUUGGGAAGAAGGUGCUGCAUCUGGAUCAGAAUGAUUACUAUGGCAGCAACUACGCGUCGUUCCCGUUGGCCCAGUUCCUUCGAUGGACAAGGAACGAGGCUAUUGUUCCUCGCAGUUUUAGUGACGAGGAAGACUGUAGUCAACACGCUGGAAAAAAUGCGGACGAGACAGUGACCGAACUGGAAACGGGAAAACAACGAGUGCUGCCACUGAAGAGCUCAUUUGAGUGUCACUUGCUCGAGGAAGGUUUUGCGAACGAAGCUGUGAAGGAGGAGAUGUUACAGCAGUCCUCGUCUUUUAAUAUUGACGUGAACCCUCGGCUCAUGCUGUCAUCAGAGCAGCUCGUGGAAAUUCUGAUCACCUCAGGUGUAGGAAGGUACCUCGAGUUUGCAGCGAUCGAGCGCACGUAUGUGCACUUCCAGCCAUCAGCGUUGGGCGUUGAGCACCCGGAAAAAGGUGCUUACUUUGAUACAGUGUGGGAAGUUCCUUGCUCGAAGAAGGAUGUGUUCCAGAGCAAGCUGCUGGGCAUGGUGGAGAAACGGCAGUUGAUGAAGUUCUUGCAGUUCGUGGCUGACUACGGCGAGACGCACAUUUUACACGAAGAUGUAACGACGAAAAACGAGCGGACGUUGGCUCUUGGUCGGGCGCUGAAACGACCACAAAAUAAGGCGAGCCAGACCGAUGAAAAUGCAGAAAUUGCUGCGUACCUCGAUCGUCCAUUCCAGGAGCUACUUGAGAAGCACUUCAAGCUUUCGACGAAAUUGCAGCAGGUGGUCGUGUACUGUGUCGGACUAGCGAGCUUUCCAGCGGCGAAGAACCAGAUCUCAGCUCGUGAUGGACUUGCUGCAGUCUAUCGUUAUGUGGCGUCGAUAGGACGGUUUACAGGGACCGCUUUCUUGGUCCCAUUAUACGGCAUCAGCGAGCUUGCACAGAGCUUCUGUCGGCUAAGUGCUGUCUACGGUGGCCUUUAUGUUCUUUGCGCUUCCGUUGAUAAAUUUGUGUUGGACACUGAGAAGAGAGAGGUCAGUGGCGUACAUUGCAGCGAUGGCGGUGUAUUGCGGGCGAAGCAUAUCGUGACUAGCGGUAGCUACGCUGACUGUCUUCGCCUCACAGAUGAUGAAGAGAAGACAGAACGCGUACACGGUCGGAUAUUACGCGGUGUGUUUGCUCUAAAAGCUUCCUUGCGCGAAGGUAUGGCCCGCAUCAUGAUUGUCAUUCCGCCAGAAGAUGCCGAAUUCAAGAACCCGUUUGCCAUUCAAGUUGUGCAGCUUGAUGUCGGAUCAUAUGCGUGUCCGAGGGGCUACUUUCUUGUGCAUGUCUCGAUGCCGUUGCCAGCUGAUUGGUUUGACCAGACUGUGAAACAGCGAGAGCUCUUGCAAUCCGUGAUCCGACGACUUAUUUUGAGUUCGGAGACAGACUUGCAGCAGAAGCAUGGUAAGCAGACCAAUGCUGACGCCAAAGCAACUUCACAUGAGGUCCCCGCGAACACUCUAGAGAGGAGGACGGCAUCUGAUGCAGAAGAAGUUGAAGCGCCAGAUAUCACGACAAAUCCACCGUCGAAGUCAGCUUGGAGCGACCGAAUUGCUUGGCGGGCUAUGUUCUCGACGGACCACCUUGUUUCCGGUGGCACUUGUGACAUCAGUGCGAGCACGAAACGUCGAGAUCUGCCGACAAACGUGUGGGUGUGCGAAACGUGUAUGUCCGAAUCAGAUGAUAAAUUAGAUCCCGUCAAUCUACUGAAUGCACCUGGCAAUGGUGCUAGUCCUUUGGAGAUCCACCUGGAAAGUGUGACUGCCAACGCUCGUGCGAUUUUCGAGGCCCUGUGUCCUGGCGAGCCUUUUCUGCCCAAGAGCGCAAGUGCCGAGCAAGCAGAGCAAGAGGAGCAAGAUAGUGAAGAUGACGCCGUGCUGCGAGCUGCCCAGAAAUUGGCGCAGCAAACAAAGCUCAAUGACGAACCAUUUUCAAAAUGUGUUGCAGAUGCUUUGGAGAGUGAGGGUAACGCGAAUCAGGAAUGA
This is a messenger RNA of Peronospora matthiolae, 2106 nucleotides long. The record is from the annotation of a GenBank genome assembly. NCBI's taxonomy places the organism in Eukaryota, Oomycota, Peronosporomycetes, Peronosporales, Peronosporaceae.